Molecule: messenger RNA, 2361 nt
Organism: Argentina anserina (silverweed cinquefoil)
Lineage: Eukaryota; Viridiplantae; Streptophyta; Magnoliopsida; Rosales; Rosaceae
Product: 26S rRNA (cytosine-C(5))-methyltransferase NOP2B-like
Exons: 17
Coding region: 104-2101 (665 amino acids)
Biological process (GO): maturation of LSU-rRNA; rRNA base methylation
Cellular component (GO): nucleolus
Molecular function (GO): RNA binding; rRNA (cytosine-C5-)-methyltransferase activity
Source: RefSeq, a predicted model, not a curated record
UUAACCUAGAGACCAUAAUAUCUCCUCCCGCCUCUCAUUCCAAAACCCUAAACCCCAAGCCUCUCUCUCUUUCGCUCUCUUCAAGGCAACUCCGGCAACUGUAAUGGGCACCUCAGCAAUCAACAAGAGAAAGGGGCCAAAACCCCAGAAGGCUUCCCCCAAUAAGAAGCAAAAGAAGGAAGCUUUCACUGCCAAAACCCCAAAGAAACCCAAGAAAGUCGAGCAGGUCUUCGAGCCUUCUGAUGAUGAGGAAGAGAUAGAGGAACUUGAUGAGGAGUUCGACGGAGGAGAUGAGGUAGGAUCUGGCUCUGAUAGUGAUACUGAUAUCUUCGGUGGGGAUGAUCCCCUCCGAGAUGACGACGACGACGGGUCCCUCCCAGGAAGUGACGAAGAUGAAGAUGAUGAAGAGAAUGAUUCUUCGGAUUCGGAUUCCGACACGGGUGAUAUUGCGAAGAAAUCGGAGCAGAUUGAUGCGAGAAGGAAAAGGGUAGAGGAAGAAGGUAGACAGGAGCUGGAAUUAAAUAUCAAGGAUGAAUCUGAUGAGUUCAAAUUACCUACUCAGAAGGAACUUGAAGAUGAGGCACGUCAGCCUCCGGAUCUUUCUAAUCUCCAGAGGAGGAUAAAAGAGAUUGUUCGGGUGCUUUCGAAUUUCAAGGCAUUGAGGCAAGAGGGGAAGUCGAGAAAGGAGUAUAUUGAACAGCUUAAGAGAGAUUUAAGCUCGUACUACGGCUACAAUGAGUUUUUGAUUGGAGCUCUAGUAGAGAUGUUUCCAGUUGUUGAACUUGUGGAGCUUAUAGAAGCUUUUGAAAAGCACCGACCUAUAUGCCUCCGAACUAACACUCUGAAGACACGAAGGAGGGAUUUGGCAGCUAGUUUGAUAAACCGAGGAGUAAACCUAGAUCCGUUGAGCAAGUGGUCUAAAGUUGGAUUGGUUGUGUAUGAAUCACAAGUUCCAGUUGGUGCCACCCCGGAAUAUAUGGCUGGUUAUUACAUGCUCCAAAGUGCAAGCUCCUUUUUGCCUGUUAUGGCCCUUGCUCCUCAGGAAAAUGAACGAGUUGUUGAUAUGGCGGCUGCUCCUGGUGGUAAAACAACCUAUGUUGCGGCUCUUAUGAAAAAUAGUGGAAUUAUAUUUGCAAAUGAAAUGAAGGAGCCAAGGCUUAAGUCUCUCACUGCUAAUUUGCAUCGUAUGGGGGUGACAAACACAGUCGUUUGUAACUACGACGGCAAGGAGCUUCCUAAGGUUUUGGGUAGCAACGCGCUUGAUAGAGUUCUGUUGGACGCUCCUUGCAGCGGGACAGGGGUUAUAUCCAAAGAUGAGUCUGUUAAAACCUCUAAAAGUUCUGAAGAAAUAAUGAAAUGUGCUCAUCUCCAGAAGCAACUGAUUCUAGCUGCAAUUGACAUGGUGGAUGCAAAUUCGAAAUCAGGGGGAUACAUUGUGUACUCCACGUGCUCCAUUAUGGUUGCUGAGAAUGAAGCUGUUAUUGACUAUGCACUCAGGAAGAGAAAUGUUAAACUUGUUCCGUGUGGACUUGACUUUGGGCGUCCAGGGUUUACCCGGUUUAGGGAGCAGCGUUUCCACCCGUCUGUGGAAAAGACAAGGCGAUUCUACCCUCAUGUUCAUAAUAUGGAUGGUUUUUUUGUGGCAAAGCUGAAAAAGAUGAGCAAUUUGAAGCCAACUACAGCAGAAGCUCGAUUAUCUGAAACAGUAGAGGCUGAAACUGUAGAUGUAGAUAUCAACAUGGCAGAAGACGACAGUGACACUGAAAGUGAGAAGAACAUCAGUGUAGUUCCUCAACAGGUUUCGACAGACAAGGACACUGAAAGUGAAAUGAAGGUUUUGGAAAAUGGCAAACCAGAGGUGGCAGGCACUGAUAAAAAGAGGAAAGAAAAGAAGCUGCCGUCCUUUUUCUCUCACCUGGAAGGGCAAUUCCCAUUGGAUAAAAAUGCUGAACCGAAGGUGAAGUCCUCGGACCAGAAAAAGGAAAAGAGAGUGAAACUGAAAUUCCCCCCUAGGGAGGUGAUUGCAAAAGCUAGGGAAGAGAAGAGGACAGCUCUGAGGAAAAACAAAGCUAAGAAGAAUACCGUUGGUACAAGAGAAUGAGCAAAGGAUGCCACCUCAGUGGAGGGCUCUUCAAAUUCAGUGCAUGGGGGUUCUGCAAAUAGAUUUGAUACGACUUGCUGCCCCUGCAGACCCCAAAAUUUUGAAUUAAUUCAUGUCCAGGACUGAAGUAUACUGUGUUGUUGCAAACACAAAAUUUCCAUUAUUUAAGUGAUCUUGCCAAAAAGUGUUUCUAUAUAAUUAGUGGAUUAAAAUAGAGUUGAGAGAGCUAAGAACUGUAUUCUCUGAAGCGGAUACUAGUG